This is a messenger RNA of Notechis scutatus (mainland tiger snake), 1065 nucleotides long. RefSeq names its product CGRP receptor component (gene CRCP). Gene Ontology annotation, molecular function: nucleotide binding. NCBI's taxonomy places the organism in Eukaryota, Metazoa, Chordata, Lepidosauria, Squamata, Elapidae. Gene Ontology annotation, cellular component: RNA polymerase III complex. Gene Ontology annotation, biological process: transcription initiation at RNA polymerase III promoter. The record is from RefSeq and is a predicted model, not a curated record.
GCCGGCGGACCCGGACGGUGCAAAGAAGACGCGCGCGGCCUCUUGGUGCGCAAGGAGGCCGCUCUGGCGGCGACGGCGGUGCAAGUCCGCCCGUGGACAGCAAGGGCAACAUGGAAGUGAAGGAUGGAAAUGCAGCCCUUCUCAGCAAUUAUGAGGUCUACAAAUUGUUGACUGAUUUGAAGCAGCAGUGCAAAGAGCCUGGGAAGAGCAAACAGAGUGUUGGCCAGCAGAAUCUGAACACAAUCACGUAUGAAACACUGAAAUACAUAUCAAAGACGCCAUGUAAGUUCCAGAGUCCUGAGAUUGUUAGAGAUUUCCUCAUAGCACUGAAAAAUCAAAAGCUAACAAAGGCAGAAAAAUUGCAACUACUCAACCACAGGCCUGCAACUGCUGUUGAAAUCCAGCUGAUUGUGGAAGAAAGUGAAGAGAGGCUUACAGAAGAGCAAAUUCAAUCCCUUCUCCAGACAGUCACCAGCAUGCUUCCGGGAGACCCAGAAAAAGAGCAAGAGCAGCAAUCCAUGGUUGUGGAAGAGGAGGGGAGCCAGACAUAGGAGAAGUAUAAAUGACUUGAACUGCAGGAGACCGCCUUCCCCAUUUUAGCAUCAGGAAGGGUUGGCCAAACUCUUCAUUUGCUAUGAGAAUCUGCAGAUUUCCCACGGUUUCCAUGAUGACUAAGCAGUGUUGUCACUAUAUGUUUUUCCAUUGUUUGUACACCACAGGAGAAUUAUUAUUUACAGCAUAAACUUUUAAAGGGAAAAAAAUAACUCUUGUCUUUAUGUUUUAUCUAUUGUAAAUGCAACGUGAAUUGAGGUUUAUGCCGGGGCAAAUGCUACUAUUGACUUCACAAUUUUCAUGCUUCUCUACUGCAAUAUGAAUCUGAGUUCAUCCCAAGGCGGAUGCUACAAUUGGCGUCACAAUUUUCAUGCUUAUCUACCUGGAAAGUUUUACACAUGAAUAGCACAGAUGUUGGCAUUAUGGACUUGUUCAUUUAUUAGAAAAGUGCAUUCCAAUUUUCCUGUUAUUACUAAAAGGUAUCACAUAUAAAGUAGCAGAUUAUUCAUUAUA